CAGGUCGGGGAGAAAUUCUCACAAUAACUCAAAUAAAUGCCCCGUCGGAUAUUAAAACACAUUUGGGGGGACUUGAUGACAGAAAGAGUAACUUGUAUUCUUAAAUACUGAUGAAUGAAAAAAAUGUGUCUCUAGCAAAAAGGGCACUUUUCUCAUCCAGGGCAAAGGGGCUGGUGCUUGAGCACCACUAGGGCUCUAUCUGUGCACGUGCCUGUUAGUUAGUAUCAUAUUCUUGAAUACAGAAGGUCCAAAUACAAAACAGCUGGAAUAUGCAACUUCCUGUCACCACAAGCAACAUGUGAUUUCUCAAGUGUCAUUUCCAGGGAAACCAUAAACUAAAAGCAGUUAAAGAGGCACAGACACAGGAAUCAGAAAACAAACAGCGGCAGACCAACGCAGGAUGAUGGGGAUGCCAGGAAUAUUCACAAUGUGCUGCGGAGCUCUGUUCCUGGCCCUCACCUCAGUGUCGGCUGUACAAAAGCUACAUUCAAUUAAUUCUUUGAAGAACAUCAACUUUGGUAAAUCUGUGCCCAAACACAGUCUCUUGCUACUCUACUGGUUUGCAAACGUAGUGGAGAUCGACGAGAACAACGUCAUAUGGAUGACCUUUGAUCCCAAUACACAAGAUUAUGGCUCACAUUAUUAUCACAACUCUGAGGGGGUGUUGGAAGAACUAGAUGGGAAUAAUGCAUUCCGGUACUACACUAUUGGCAAUCUCAAUCAACCAACUUCCAUGCCACUUCCUCCUUAUGUUGUUCAUCCCCGAACUGAGUAUGUGGGACGCAACAGGGACAGGAUCAUAGUUUGUAUCAGGGAGCAGAAUACACAAUGGACAGAUGUGCAGAGGAUAGAGCACGUUUAUAUAACACAGCAUUAUGAUAUUUCUGAAAACCAGGGGACAGAAUACGACCCAGCUCAUACCUACAGGAUCAAUCUUUCCCUCAUCAGAUAUAUCAGAGCGUUUUCUGUGGGACAAAACCAACAGCAACUGUUGCAACUCAGAACCCGCUUUGGAGGCAACGCAGAUGAGUCCCAGUUAAGGGACAUCAUAAACACAUGGGGUCCUGACCUUGCUGGUCUUGGACUGCUGUUGUGUAUUGUGAUCCAAGCAAAGGACUCCCCUAACCAACGCAACAGACAAGAAGAAAGACCGAAACAUUUGGAUGAUGAUUCCAAGAGGAAGAGCAACGUCCACCGAGAUGUUCGCAACCAAGAUUAUGUUCUGGUAAGAAAUGCCGACGAGGACCUCGAAGCCAACAACAGGAUGACUAACAGACAAGAAGAAAGACCGAAACAUUUGGAUGAUGAUUCCAAGAGGAAGAGCAACGUCCACCGAGAUGUUCGCAACCAAGAUUAUGUUCUGGUAAGAAAUGCCGACGUGGACCUCGAAGCCAACAACAGGAUGACUAACAGACAAUCAGGUGACACCUCUGCACCCCAGAACUGUCAAAUUUGCUGUGGUAUUGCCAUAUUUUGUUGCAUCAUAAUCGUAGUGAUUGUAAUUGCUUGCUUGUUAAAAUUCAGAUAAAUUGCAUAUGUGAGCUCUCCCAGUUGAUUGGUGCAGGAGAAUAAAUUCUGAACCAAGACUUCCCGCAAGGCGGAGCUGUUGUUAUUCAAGUACGCCACAUACCGCAUUGAAACCUCAUGUUUUGAAGUUUGCAAAGAAGCUCUUUAGUUCGGACUUAAUAAAAGGGACAAUAUGUUAAAAGAAUGCAGUUGUUUAAUAAAAUAAACAAAUAUAGACCAAUCAGACCAACACUUAGAUUUUCUUCUCAAAUCAAAAACUAUAGCAACUUCCUUUUCCUUAUGCCCAACCUUCAGCAGUUUUAAAAAGCACAUGAAGGGAUGGCUGUUGUCCACCCAAACCUGUGCACACAGAUAGUAGUACUGUCAUGGAUAUGUGAUGUAUGAAUGUUAUAUGAAUUAAUGAAACCUUAAAAUGUACUCAUUAAUGCCCCUAUGUGUAAUAUAUGUGUGUAAUAUGAUGCAUGUGAAAUGUCUUCCUUACACUGAUAUUUUCUCUCGUUUCAUUUUCUAUACGCGAUUCUUUUUUUAUCCAUUGUUAACUUUUUUAAAUACUGAACUGCUAUGCAUUAUCAGCUAUACACUAUGAUUGAUUGUAGUAUAUUAUGACUGCACUUUAACCUUUUCCUAUAGGACGCUCAGCCUGUACAUUCUGGCAGGGGGUCACCAAUGGGAAUCAGCCUAGUGGCUGUAAUGGGUGUAUUUACAUUUUAAUUUAAAGUGUUCAUCAAUGUACAUUGGCCCUCACCCUCACCAUGCAGCCUAUAGGACACACUUAAUGUCAAGCCUGGACCGGCACAGGAUACUUUCCAUUAUUAACAUGCUAAUAAAAAUCCAGGAUGACUUUAUAGAAUCAUUCCUCUAAAAACUGUGGAUAAAAAAAUCCAAAGAAAAAUGGGCAGACGUGUGAAUCCAAAUAAAACAGAACAUGUGACUCCUACUAAUCUGUUUUUCAAAAGGGUAAAGCAGUUUCACCCAUACAGCUGUGUUGACAUCCUUCAACCAAUAGCAACGCUAAAAAAGAAAAACAGAAUUCCUUUGAUCUAUGAUUUUGUGUUUAAUAAACUGUAAUUACCUAUCCUAUUA
Messenger RNA from Pseudoliparis swirei, 2610 nucleotides. RefSeq lists its product as uncharacterized. The coding region runs from base 401 to 1528 and encodes 375 amino acids. NCBI's taxonomy places the organism in Eukaryota, Metazoa, Chordata, Actinopteri, Perciformes, Liparidae. The transcript has 2 exons. The record is from RefSeq and is a predicted model, not a curated record.